Messenger RNA from Schistocerca gregaria, 6255 nucleotides. Its product is annotated as DNA topoisomerase 2-binding protein 1-like. NCBI's taxonomy places the organism in Eukaryota, Metazoa, Arthropoda, Insecta, Orthoptera, Acrididae. Bases 71 to 1369 code for a protein of 432 amino acids. Gene Ontology annotation, biological process: DNA replication initiation; mitotic G2 DNA damage checkpoint signaling; mitotic DNA replication checkpoint signaling. The transcript has 10 exons. The record is from RefSeq and is a predicted model, not a curated record.
UCUUUGCCCAGAAGAAUUACGCUGCUUCUGCUUGUGUCAAACGAAGCUUGUAAAAAAUAAAGUGCCUACUAUGAACGAGUCAGAAUUAGAGAGGCCCCCUCCAAAAUAUAUGGAAGUUGUCAAUAAAUUGGCAUUGGCAGAUGCAAAGGAGGCUGGACCUUUCCUGGAUGGCUGCAAGGUUUAUCUGAGUGGAUUUACUCCUGAUGUCUGUGAAAAUCUUACCAAGAUUCUAAAUGCAGGUGGAGCAACAAGAUUCAGUGAACUUUCAGAUUCAGUAUCCCACAUUGUUGUUGGUGACCAUGUACCUGAAGAUGUAAAUUACCGCAAGAAGAGUGGAAUCAGACCACAUGUUGUAACUGUUGAUUGGUUGCUUGAGAGCAUGAAGCAAAGGCAUCCUGCAACCGAAUCACAUUUCUUGGUAUUUGUGAAGCCUACUGAACUACCAUUACGAUUGAGCAGAAAGCCUUUGUCCAAGAUUAAGGGCCAGUCGGGAGAAACAUUUGGAGGAAUAAACAUUCCAAGAAAGCGUAAGGCAGAAGAGUUGCAGCAAAAAGAUGGUGAUACCUUGGCUUCCCCACCUGCAGCAACACGUGUUCGUAUCUUCUCACCUGUAGCUGGUACCUCAAGGGACAAUGUGCAGCCUGAAAGUAGUUCACAGACUGGAGUGAAACAACCGCCCAAAAUACUGAUAUCAUCCAUGAAAGACAAGCGUGCAUAUGUCAAAAUGAUCAUGGACCUGGGUGGCAUUGUGUCGUAUAAAUCUGUCUUUGAUCCCACAACAACGCAUCUCAUUUGUUCCAGGCCAGGAUGGUAUAAAAAGACAGCAUGUUGUAACCUAUUGCUUUGUAUUGCAUCUGGGAAAUGGAUAUUACACAAGAGCUUCAUAGAUGCAAGUUGCCGAGCAGGUACUUUUGUUGAGGAAGAGGAAUAUGAGUUUGGAAACCCAAAAGCAGAAAAACUGUGGGGCAAGCUGCAACCCAGAAGUAUGCAAAUGGCACUGGCAAAGGCAGGUUACAGGUGGCGACGUAAACUGUGUGGCGGUAACAGCGGACCUUUCACUGGCAUGAAGGCCAUCGUAUGCACAAAACAGAAGAAGGCGGUUCUUCUUGCUCAGGUUAUCAAAGCAGGAGGUGGAGAGGUGCUGCACAUCAGGCCGCCGUGCAAAGAUCCACAGGGUGCGACACAUUGCUUUGCUGAUAUUAAAGAUUUAAGUGAACCAAUAGAUAUGGAAGCCUUAAUUAAGAAUAAAGUACCAUGUUUGUAUCCUGUCUACAUCCUCGCUUACCUUGUAAAAGAACCUCCACCAGAUGCUAAAAGAUAUAUCCUUCCAGAAUACAAAUGGAUAAUGGCACAGCUAGACAGAUUAUAGUCACUGCAUUUCUUAAAAUAAGAACUUAAGCUGUAUAUAUGUGCCUGUGUUAUUUUCAUGUGCUUCUUUGAAAUUCAUAACAGGGCCUUUGCCAUGUAUACUGCAUGGUUUAUUUGUUGACAUGGCAAUGCUUAAAAAAUUGCCAAGCAUUUUAAUACAUAUUUUUUUUUUAAAUAUGUGGAAAAGUGUAAACCCAUACUGGGAUCACCAAUUCUUGUGUAAAAAAUAUCAACACACCCACCUCAUUGCUUGAUUGUAAGUACAAUUUCUUUUUUAUGAAUUAACCUAGAAAAACAGGGUGGUGUGGAAACAACUGACACAAUUUGAUCACGAAUAUUGUACAUGUGCAGUAUUUUGUGUUGGGUGUCAGAGAGAAAAGGGCAAAGGAGAGGGUGUGAUUUCAUAUGCCAGCAGCAGUGGAAUGUGUAACAUCGUCUUAGCUCAGUUUGAUGUUAUUGCAAAAAUAAAUCUGUGACAGCAAUGCAUCAUUCUUUUAGACAACAUUUUAAUGUUGGUCAACAUGGUUGAGUACCAUUUGGGAGUACCGUAUUGGUUUAGCUGAAGAAACUUGGAGGCAAUAUUAGUGUACUGAAUGUGAAGCACUGACAUCAGAGAGCAACACACACACUCAAGACCUUGCAGCAAGAACAAAGAUUUUGAUCAUAGUCUUAGACUCUUACACAGUUUCGUAUUUUAGGGUAAAUUAAAGAAGUUUACGCCAAAUAUUUGAUGAUAUGUAAUUUCAUCUUUACAAAUUGGAAAUUUAUCAGAAACUUAAUCCCAGAGACAAGUAAAAACAAGGUACUUUUUGCACUGCCAUGCUCAAUUCACUAAGCAGAAGCCCUGUUUUCUUGAAUAAUUUGUUCAUUAUGCCAAACCUCAUUUUCAUUUUUAGAGGCUUUGUGAACUAACAGAAAGUGAAGUUCUGAUCUCCAGUACCUCUACAUCUACAUGACUACUCUCCAAUUCACACUUAAAUGCCUGGUAGAGGAUACUUUGAACCACCUUCAGACUUUUUCUCUACUGUUUCACAUGGGAAAAGUCAAUACUUAAAUCUUUCUGUACAAGCUCUGAUUUCUCUUAUUUUAUUAUGAUUAUCAUUUCUACUGAUGUAGGCUGGAAACAAUAAAAUAUUUUUUCAUUUAGAGGAGAAACUUGGUGAUUGAAAUUUUGUGCAAAGAUUCCACCACACAAAAAAUGCCUUGGUUAUAAUUAUUGCCGUCCUGACUCACUUAUCAUACCUAUGACACUCUCUCUCACAUUUAGUGAUAGGGUAGAGCAAGCUGCCCUUCUUUGAACUUUUUCAGCCUCUUCCAUCAAUUCUCUCUUGUAAGGAUCCUAUAACAGCGUAGCAGUACUCUAGCAGAGGACGAACAACUGCAAUGUAGAUGCCCUAGUUAGGAAACUUGUUGCAUCUUCUAAGUGUUCUGCCAGUAAAAUGUAUUCUUUAGUUUUUCUUCCUCACAACAUUAUCUCUGUGAGUGUUCCAACUUAAGUUGUUCAGAUUGUAAUUCCUAGGUAUUUAGUUGAAUUGACAGCCUUUAAAUUAGUGUGAUUUAUUGUGUAAUUGAAAUUUAACAGAUUUCAUUUUGUACUCAUGUUGGUAACUUCACUGUUUUCCUUAUUAAGGAAAAAUUGCCACUUUCCAGACAAUUCAGAUAUUGUAUCUAAGUCACUUUGCAGUUGGUUCUGAUCUUCUGAUGACUGUAAUAGGUGGUAGACAACAACUUUAUCUGGGAACAAUCUAAGAGGGCUGCUCAGAUUGUCACAUGAAUUGUUAUGUAGAUUAGGAACAGCAGAGGGUCUAUAACACUUCCUUGGGGGGCACCAGAUAUCACUCGAUGAUUUACUACUGGUCAUUAUGUACUGUGAUCCUUCUCACAGGAAAUCAUGAAUCCAGUAAAACAAUUGAAAUGAUAUCCCCACUAUAUAGGCAUGCAAAUUGAUUGGAAGUACCUUGUGAGGAGCAGUGUCAUAAACCUUCUGGAAAGGUAGAAAUGUGGAAUCAGUUUGAGAUCCUCUAUCAAUAGCAUUCAUAAUUUUGUGAAAAUAGAGAGCUCGUUGGGUUUGACAAGAACAAUAUUUUGUUUCUCAAACAGCUGCACAAGAAACCAUUGCAGUCUCCCAAAGUGAUAGUUUGGUGUAAAUUCAGUGUUUUGGGAUUGUAAACCCACAUUUUUUUUUUUUUUUUUUUUUUUUUUUUUUUUUUAGGAUGAGGAUGAAGUAACAGCUGCUACUAACUCAGAAUGUUAUGUCACUGUGUUAGAAAACUUUAUUCAGCCUCACUUAUGACGGCUUGAUAUUGAUCCAAACGUGACAUGAGACAAUAUGGCCAUUGGUUAUGGAAUGUUCAGAAGCAUUAUCUCUCAGUCUGGAGACAUUGCGUGGCUUUCUUGGUUACCCAGUCUUAUUGUCUAAUAUUUUUUCAUGUGGGGAUUCUUGAAAGACUGUGUGUUCUGGAAGCAUAUAGUGCACAUCUGAGAAGCCAAAUAAACAAUUGCUGAUGAAACUCUGGCUAUUGACAGUGACCUACAGAUGCCUGUGUAUGACAAGUUCUGGAAGUACAUUGAUUUAAAUGGAGGCCAUCUUCCUGAUGGAAUUUUUAAGCAUAACCUUGCAAGCUUUGGGUAAUAAAUGGCAUAUUUCAGAGUAUUUAUAGAAUACUUUACUCAAUCUUUUCUGUUUUAAUUUCAUAAUCUAUGAAUAUCAGAAACAUGUCAGCCGGCUCGGCACCAGCUUUUAUGAUAUUGCUGUCACUGUUUAAUUGUUUAAACAAUAAAAUUACAAUAGUGUGAAAUGUGCUUAAAAUAGUGAAAGACAAGGAUACUGUGGCACCUUAUUCUAAAACAGUCCUAAGUGUAUACACUGUUGCUUCUUCUUGAUCGGUGUUUACGUCAUGUUAAGUAUACAAGCGAAACUCGUAAAAGUAAACUUUUAAUUUCUGUUCCAUCCUGAUAACUAUACUGUAUGUCUAAAUUCACUGAGAAGUACAUUACUUAUUCCAAGAAAGUGCUUUAAAACCAAGUGAUCUUGUAAACUACAAUUGAAACAGUAUACGAGCUGACAAACUAAUCAAAAGUUAAUUGUUAUGUUUACUCCUCAAAUUAUUUAUAUUCUAGCAGGACUUCUCAUUAGCUUAUUGAUUAGUGUAUUUCCAAUCUGUUGGAGUGAAAUUGAUGUGUUUAGAUGUUUUCUUAGCACUUAUGCAGAGCAGCAAGCAAUGUAUUGCUUUAUUACUUUGUUGCGUAUUAAUUUUUUACCUCUAGAUAUUCUGCUCACAAUGUGUACAAUGACGGAUUCUAAAUUUAAAAUUUUUACACAAAUGACAAACCAUUUUUACGUGUAUUCAUAAUGGAGUAUCUAAUUUUGACAGGGAAGAAUACACAAUUAAGCUGAAGAGGGAGAUGAUUAUCUGAUUUUGCCAUGUAGCUGUUCACAGUGAUUUACAGAUGUAAAUCUUCAUUUCGAUGCCAAAUAUUUAGUUUGGGAUGUUUAUAAUGAGUUAAAAACUGUAACUGAGACCAUAUUUCUUAAUGUUUAGUUUCCACAAUUUGGUACACUUUUUGUUUUCUUGAACCAACAUACUGACAUUGGAUACUGAAACCUCACAAUCAUGACAGAUUCAUUGCUAAGUAAUUAACUACCUAACAACAACAAACUAACUGGUGGUUGCUGUCACCAUUUGUAAGUACAUGAUGACAAUAGCUAUUGUACACGACAACUGUAGCUAUUUGUUCUUACAUUCUUUCAUUAUAAUCGAUCAGUAUUUAUAGAAUUUUGAUAAAAUGUGUAGAGAAUUUGUUACAACAAAAUACAAUAAGAAGUUUCUUAUGACCGGUAUUUUGGGGGAAACAUAUUUUUAGAUCGAAAAUUAAUAAAAUAUACUUUGCAAUCAAUGACAUGUGAAUAAUUUUAAUGUACUCUGUUAAUUACUCAGCGAAUUUCAUUAUGAAUAUUCUCCAAGUCUUUGACAUAAGCUCAAAAAUUGAUACAGUUAAAUGUUUGGUUGAAAUUUUGUAUAUAUUUUCAAGUCAAUUUAAUACCUUCUGGUAUGUUGUAGAAAGUAAUUUUACAUAAAAGAAGAAAAAGUUUAGAUCUAACAGUAUAGUAUGUAAACAAGAUUACACCUGCAGUGUGAUAAAAUACCUAAAUUGUGUAGUGGUGUAUUAUAAAACAGUUUGAAAUCAAAGAAUGAAAAAAACCAUGAGUAUUAGCACUUAUUUAUAAUGUGACUUUUAAGUUUCUAGGUUAAUUAAACAUUUUUACUGUUUUUGUGUAAUUGAUACCUCUGUAGGGAUUACAUAGUUUGCAGAAAGAAAUCAUGUAAUAUAAAUUUCAAAAAUAUGUGAUGUCUGGUAUCAUGUCAGUUUCAUAAUCUCCAAUUUGGUCUACCAUACAGCCCCAGAAUGCCUUACAUAAAAAUUAUCAAUUAGAUACUGCUUGCCUGCAACAGACAAACCAAGUUAGUACAUGAGAAUAUAAGUAUGUAGAAACAUGAAAACAAAACAUGUUUUUUGGAAAUUUUGUAUAACUGCUGUGUGUAUGUGUGUGGUGCUCUAUAUCUAAUUAUAACGUGUAUAAAAAAUGAAACAUUCUAAGUUCCAGUUACUGUGUUACAUAAUUCAUAGCCAAAGUGAAGAAAAAACAGUACUGAGUAAUCAACAUUAAUAUUAAAGAAUGAAAUUGUAGCAAAAGCUGUUUUUGUACAUCUGUCUGAAUCAUAUCAACUAAUGUUACAGAACAAACGGUACAAUGAUUGUUCUGAUCUUGUAUUCUAGUCAAAGUAUAUGUAUCCUUUGAAAAUAAGAAACUGUUGUGAACUGAAUUGUAAUAAUUUGUGUAUACAUUAAUUACUUUAUGAAAAGUAUAUUGCACAUUAUAGCUGA